Molecule: messenger RNA, 1040 nt
Organism: Talaromyces proteolyticus
Lineage: Eukaryota; Fungi; Ascomycota; Eurotiomycetes; Eurotiales; Trichocomaceae
Product: NADH-ubiquinone oxidoreductase 213 kDa subunit
Exons: 4
Coding region: 55-651 (198 amino acids)
Biological process (GO): mitochondrial respiratory chain complex I assembly
Source: RefSeq, a predicted model, not a curated record
AGCCACGCAUAGAUUCCUCCAAAGCUGCGCAUACCUGGUGUGCUCCAGCCCACAAUGGUUUCACCACAGUCGGAAGAGAGGACAUACCAUCCUCAAGAUGCAAUUGCCGCUACUAUCAAGAGCACUGCUCUAACUGGGGGCGUCGGCCUCUUCGCUUCGGCAGUCCAGAAUACCCUCGCGAAACAGAAUGUCGGCCCCCUCGGAAUCUUCGUGCGCAGCGGUGGCACCAUUGCUAUUUUCGCGGCAAUGGGUGGCACAUAUUCCUUCGCGCGAAUUGCUUCUGCAAACCUUCGAGAAAAGGAAGACCCGUGGAACGCAGCUCUAGGUGGUUUCUUCUCUGGCUCUAUUCUGGGACUCCGCGCCCGAACUUUCCCCGCCGUGUUCGGUUACGGAAGCGCCCUGGCUGUCACGCUGGCCGCGUUCGAAUAUACGGGAGGUACCUUAUGGGGACAUGACAAGGACAGGAACGUGGACAAGUAUGAGAAGUUAGAAAAGUUGCGCACAACUUACCGACGGCCCGCGGAGGAAACAAUUUCAGAAAUUGGUGAAGGAAGAGGUAUCUACGGCCCCGGAUACGCGGAUCGUCGACGAGAGAGAAUCAAGGAAGCAUAUGGCAUUGAUGUUCCUGCGACACCACCACCAGCGUCAUAAAAUCGGUGUCUGUUUUAUGUAGAAUACUUCCAUUUCCAUGGGUGACAAGCGGGGUCACUCUGAUGCUUUAUUCUUUUCAUCAUUUUUCUUUCCUACGUAAACGUACAAUCCAUCAGUUUCCUUUCUUGUCGAUCUACAGCCAUAACUGUGGACUUUCCUGCUUCUCUUUUAAGGACCUCGGGAUACAUACAACAUUACUUGGGUAGUCAAUGCAAGACUGCUUCAAUACCAGCCUAAGAAUAGUACGUGGUAUUUAUAAAUCAAUUCAAAAUCUAUCAUUGUGAUCAGUCGAUGCAACUUGUAUGGUGUUAAUGACGUCAAUGUCUGUACCUGAAUCUAAAUACAUGUCGACCUUCUCCUACACAUUGUGAUACUUUGACAGUUUCCCU